Molecule: messenger RNA, 4320 nt
Organism: Erinaceus europaeus (western European hedgehog)
Lineage: Eukaryota; Metazoa; Chordata; Mammalia; Eulipotyphla; Erinaceidae
Gene: TMEM181
Product: transmembrane protein 181
Exons: 17
Coding region: 30-1580 (516 amino acids)
Molecular function (GO): toxic substance binding
Source: RefSeq, a predicted model, not a curated record
GCGGGCGGGUGUGGUCGGGUGCGGGCGGCAUGGACGCGGACUACCCGGGCCUGGAGCCGCCGCUGUGCGCGGAGCUGAAGCAGCUGUGCCGCCGGCUGCGGGAGGCCUACCGCGAGCUCAGGGAGGAUCUCACGCCCUUCAGGGAUGACCGCUUCUACAGGCUGGCCCCCAUGCGGCUCUACACUCUGUCCAAGCGCCAGUUUGUGUUGGUCUUCGUGGUCUUCUUCCUCUGCUUUGGGCUGACCGUCUUUGUGGGCAUCCGAGGGCCCCAGGUCAUCCAGACGUCAGCAGCCAACUUCUCCCUGAGCAACAGCAAGAAGCUGAAGCCCAUUCAGAUCAUCUCGAACCCUCUGUCCACGUAUAACCAGCAGCUGUGGCUGACGUGCGUUGUGGAGUUGGACCAGCCCAAAGAGACGUCUAUGCAGGUGAGCUUCCCCCUGACAGUGAAGGUGGACGGCGUCGGGCAGGACGGCACCACCAUGUUCGUCCACAGCAAGGUCCACAACCACACCCGUACCCUCACCUGCGCAGGGACGUGCGCCGAGAUGGUGGUGAUGCACCUAGGCUACCUGAACUACACGCAGUACACCGUCAUCGUGGGCUUCGAGCACCUGCGACGGCCCGUCAAGGCCUUGAACUUCACGUGGAAGACCUACGACCCGGCCUUCUCGCAGCUGCAGAUCUGGUUCCGUUUCAUCUUCGUGGUGUUCACCUUCAUCAUUACCUGCCUGUUCGCUCACUCCCUGCGCAAGUUCUCCAUGAGGGACUGGGGCAUCGAGCAGAAGUGGAUGUCGGUGCUCCUGCCCCUGUUGCUGCUCUACAAUGACCCCUUCUUCCCGCUGUCCUUCCUGCUGACCAGCUGGUUCCCGGGGAUGCUGGACGCCCUCUUCCAGUCUCUGUUCCUGUGCGCCCUGCUGCUCUUCUGGCUGUGCAUAUACCAUGGCAUCCGUGUGCAGGGGGAGAGAAGGUGUCUGACCUUCUACCUGCCCAAGCUCUGCAUCGUGGGGCUGCUGUGGCUGGCGGCCGCCACGCUGGGCAUCUGGCAGACCGUGAAUGAGCUCCAUGACCCCAUGUACCAGUACCGUGUGGACACCGACAACUUCCAGGGCAUGAAGGUGUUCUUCAUGGUGGUGGCGGCCCUGUACGUGCUCUACCUGUUGUUCCUGGUCGUGCGCGCCUGCUCCGAGCUCCGUCACAUGCCUUACGUGGACCUCAGGCUCAGGUUCCUGACGGUGCUGACCCUCAUCAUUCUGGUCAUCAGCAUCGUCAUCCUGUACCUCCGUUUCGGGGCGCAGGCCCUGCAGGACAACUUCGUGGCAGAGCUCUCAGCACACUACCAGAACUCCGCCGAGUUCCUGUCCUUCUACGGGCUGCUCAACUUCUAUCUCUACACACUGGCCUUCGUGUACUCGCCCUCCAAGAACGCCCUGUACGAGUCGCAGCUGAAGGACAACCCCGCCUUCUCCAUGCUGAACGACUCGGACGAUGACGUCAUCUAUGGGAGCGACUAUGAAGAGAUGCCCCUGCAGAAUGGCCAGACCAUCCGGGCUCAGUACAAGGAGGCGUCCGACAGCGACUGAGGCCCUGCACGGAGCCCCCCCAUCCUUACCCUUCCCACCCCGGCUCUGCAGCCCCCCAGCUGCUGAGCACAGAGCCACCGGCUUUGUUUACAUGCUCAUGAAAGGACAGCCAAACCUGGGGACAGGUGUCAACACAGGGCCAAUUCACGUUGACAGUGGCCACAGCUCUUUGGGCAGAGAGCCACCAAGGGGUUGGCAGAACCGCCAAGACCCCCUCUCAGGCCGCCCCCCCCCCCAGCCCAUCCCCAGUGGCGGUGGAAGCACUGAGCUUUUGGGGAGAGAACCCUGUCAUCUUCUCUGCCAUUUGCUGAGUCCAAGUUCACGGCCAGCCUUUAGGAACUCGAUAGCAAAGUAGCAUUGUUUUUUUGUUUGGGUUUUUUUUUUUUUUGUCUCCCUCUGGUCCCUGCCCUGUUUUUCUUUGUUUUGGGCGGGGGGGAUUGGGUUUAUUUUGUUAGUAUUUUUGUAUUCUUUCCCUUCAAAGGGGGAAGCUCUCGGUUUACUUGGUAGCAGCCCUUCUCCUCAGACGGUGGGAGGUGGGCAGGGCCAGCUGAGCCGAGAUGCUGCUGUGAGGUCCUGAGCCGGGUCAGAGCGUCAGGCCAGUCUCCCCAGGGCCUGAGCCCCUGUGGGUGGGUGGGUGCCAUGUGCAGUGGGUCCUCUCUGCUCUGGGCAGGGAGGAGGGAUGUUUCUGCAGGUCUACAGGUCAUGCCCCGGAAAGCUUUAUUUAUUUAUUAAUAGAAGCCAAACAAAUGGUCGAGAAACGACAGAUGUACCGCCAAGAAAGGCUUUCGUUUCCCAUUUGUGAGUGAGGUGAGAGCCGUGAAAGGGCUUCAGAAGGGGAUCUAGGCCAGGUGACGGUUGGGCGACCUCUGCGCCCCCCAGUCCUCCCGUGUCUGUGUGCCCACCGCUACUCCCUGGACUCAUGGCGCCACUCUGAACUGUCACCUUUUGCUGACUGGGCGUCCCGCGAGAGGCCAUCUUGCCAGAGAAGCAGGAUGGGACUGGACAUCCGUUUUCAUCUUCUGUGUAUCCACGCCACCCACCCAGCACUCAAAAACCACACCGGGUAGGACCAGGGUCUCCCCAGUUCCUGAGACCUUUUCUUAGGUUUGUAUCUUAGCUUAGACCUUAAUGAUAAUAUACCUUUAAUAGGGACUCUGUUUCUAUUUGUUUUUAAGACCUUGGAAAUACCAACGUCUCAAAGUAACUAUUAUUGCGGCGAGAAGUCAAGUUUACAGGGUUUUUAUAUCUGCAGGGUGUGAUCUCUCUUUCUUCUUAAUUCCAUGUAUCUGGAGGUGUCAAAAAACUUUUUGUUACUUUAUCUUAUGACUUAGAGUAACUAUAGUUUGUGAUGGAAACUUGUGCUAAGUGCUGUUCCAGUGUAUUAGUUCCUAAGGUUUAAACAUCAUACACUAACCAUCCAUGAUUUGGAAUGCUGUUAUUUAUCAGUACGUGUAAAAUACUGUGUUAAGUUGUACACUUUAUAAAUAAUUUUUUAAACUUACCUUACAGCGUAAUUAUAAAUGCCUGAUGUCUCCUUAGGUUAAAUCUUUGUAUCAUCAAGUCAGCGAAAUGAAAACCAUGGCACUAUUUAUUUAGUUUUGGUAACUCAGUUGGAAACCAAGAAAAAAAAAAGGGCCAAGGAAAGGGCAGUGGUUGGUGAAAAGAGGCAUUUUCCUGUCUCUCCUUGGGCCUGCUGCACAUGGACAAGCUCCAGAUUCUGUGCAUUUGCUUUGAGGGUGCAGACAGCCUUCCUCGCGCCUGUGUUCUGUGUGACAUGGGCGUUAGGUAGAAACACUCGAGUCUGCCAGCAGUUCUGGAUAGUAGCAGAGUGAUUGUGUCAUCCCCUGCCACCCGUCACUGGGCCGAUCCGGGUUCUUUGACGCCAGCAGCUUGAACGUCAUCUCUGGAUCACCUUCUAAGGCUGGUCCAGCCUGGGGGAGCCUGGGAGGUUGCCAGGGCUGCUUCCGUGUCUCUGGAUUGAGCUCCAGUGCUCAUGUGGGGGGCCAGGCCGCCUGGUUUAUUAUUAAUUCCAGCAGUGGAUGGCCGCCUUCUCUCUGAAGCCCAUUUGAAGGGGGGGGGGGCUUAAGAUAUAUUCAGAUCUGUAAGAGUUUUACUGUAUAUUACCACACAGUGUAAUAAAGUCUAGACACGUCACAUACACCCUCUGUGUGAGAGGGGCUGGCGGGAGACCAGCAUCACCAGCCUCGAGCUUUCGUGAGCGGCUUCCAGGAGGGACAGUUGUGUCGGGGCAGCCAGGCUGUGGUCAGUAGCUCGAGCUCUGAGCCCUAGUCACAGGAAAUAAACACAGCGGCUUGGACAAUAGAGACACGGAGUGACGGUUUAGGCUGAAAACAUGAGCAUACUGAGGGUUUAGAAACCAGUUGCCUCAGAAGUCUGACUCUUGACAGAGAGAAAGAAGUGUCUUUCCCAAGCACAAGGGGAGUGGAUUGACUACAUGUUUAAAAUCGGCCAGUAACUAUACUCUAGACUGUGGUGCACUGAAGACACUUUCCUGCUACUGAAAAAAAAAAAUCACCUUUCUACAAAAAGACUAAAGAUAUGUAAAUGAAAACAACUCUAGGUGUCUGAGCUCUGGGAGAGAAGCAUUGAGACCCUGGGCUCCCAGAAUCCCCUGGCUGGGGGCGGCGUGUCCAUGUCUGCCUGCGGGUAACAAACUUCCAGGAAGGUUCCGUGACUGCCUUCCUGUCACCACUAAUAAAAUCUUCACAUUUGAGCCUUA